AUGCAUCGCGGACAAUUAUCCUUGACACUUUGGGCACUUAUAUUCAUAGGCACCUCUGAAACUUGUAUUUUACGUACCCACAUUACUGCGGUUGAAGGGGAAGCUUUCUAUCUGAAAUACUGCGUAUUUCCACCUGUGCCUGAGAAUGAAACAACCACCAUCAGAUGGUACAGAAGCAAUGGAUCACAUGAACGUGUUCAGCUGAACCCAGGCAGUUCACCCAGAAUUAUUUCGUGGGAUUAUGUUUUGGAGUUUUGGCCAGUUGAGUUAGAUGACGGGGGAUCUUACUUUUUCCAGAUGGGAAAUUAUACUUAUGAAUGGAAAUUAAACAUCAUCAGAAGAAAUAAACACAGCUGUUUUGCCGAAAAACAAGUAACUAGUAAAAUUGUGGAAGUUAAAAAAUUUUUGCAGAUAACCUGUGAAAAUAGUUACUAUCAAAAACUGAUCAGCACCACAUCAUUGUAUAAGAACUGUAAAAAGCUACUGGAGAACAAUGAAAACCCCUCUAUAAAGAAGAAUGCCGAGUUCGAAGAUCAGGGCUUUUAUUCCUGUGUGUUUUCCGUUCGUCAUAAUGGAAAGCUAUUUAACAUCACCAAAACCUUCAAUAUAACAGUAGUUGAAGAUCACAGUACUAUAGUUCCAGUUGUUCUUGGACCAAAGCUUACCCACGUUGAAGUGGAAUUAGGAAAAGAUGUACAGCUCAACUGCUCUGCUUUGCUGAAUGAAAAUGAUGUGGUUUAUUGGAUCUUCGAAAAAGAAAAUGGACCAGAUCCUAAUGUACAUGAACAGAAAGAAAAUAGAAACUGGACUUCAGAAGGCAAAUUGUAUUCUUCAAAAAUAUUGAGAAUUGAGAAUAUUAGUGAAAAUAAUCUCAAUUUUUUAUAUAAUUGCACUGUGACUGGCAACGGAGGCACAGACACCAAAAGCUUCAUCUUGGUGAAAAAAGCAGACAUGGCUGAUAUCCCAGGCCACGUCUUCACGAGAGGAAUGAUCAUAGCCGCUUUGAUCCUGGUGGCAGUAGUGUGCCUAGUGGUUGUGGCUGUCAUUUAUAGGGUGGACUUGGUUUUAUUUUAUAGACAUUUAAUGGGAAGAGAUGAAACAUUAACAGAUGGAAAAACAUAUGACGCUUUUGUGUCUUACCUAAAAGACUGUCGCCCUGAAAAUGGAGAGGAGUACAGCUUUGCUGUGGAGAUUUUGCCCAGAGUGUUGGAGAAGCAUUUUGGGUAUAAGUUAUGCAUAUUCGAAAGGGAUGUAAUGCCUGGAGGAGCUGUUGUGGAUGAAAUCCACUCACUGAUAGAGAAGAGCCGAAGACUGAUCAUUGUCCUAAGCAAAAGUUACAUGUCUAAUGAAGUCAGGUAUGAACUUGAAAGUGGACUCCAUGAAGCGCUGGUGGAAAGGAAAAUUAAAAUAAUCUUAAUUGAAUUUACACCUGUCCGUGACUUCACCUUUUUGCCCCAAUCGCUAACGCUUUUGAAAUCUCACAGAGUUCUGAAGUGGAAGGCUGACAACUCUUUUUCCUAUAACUCAAGGUUCUGGAAAAAUCUCCUUUACUUAAUGCCUGCAAAAACAUUCAAUCCAGGCAGAGAUGAAUCAGAAAUCUUGCCUGUUCUUUCAAAGCCUUGAUCUCCAGAAAAGCUGAAUGUCAAAAAGAACUCCAGAUACGCUGGGAUUGAGUGUAAGAGGCUGUUCACAACAAAGGCCCUUAUUCAAAAUACUUAACUCUAUCACAAUUCCACUCAACGUUUGAAGAUGAAAUGUGUCAUUAGGUUGUCGGGAAUAAGACUAAACGUUGAGCUGUGGUCAUGUGUUCCCAGAAGAUCCUGGAAUUCAAAAGAAGUGAAUCUCCUUUUUCUCCCUUGUCCAUAACUGGAUGCAGCUGUUCACACUUAAUCCCAUACUCAGCAAACGUGAGAGUGGGCAUGAUGCAAAAUAACCGAUGCCUUCCAAAAAAGGCACAUCUUUAAGAGUUUUUAAUGCUAGUGAUUAAUUUGAGAGAGAGGAUAUUAAGGGCAGGAAGAGGCCAUUUCUCUGAACCAGUGGGUGACAGAGUAACUGGAAUGCUGCCUUCACUCCCCAGCACUGCAGAUCUUGCAUGA
This is a messenger RNA of Propithecus coquereli (Coquerel's sifaka), 2096 nucleotides long. RefSeq names its product interleukin 18 receptor 1 (gene IL18R1). The record is from RefSeq and is a predicted model, not a curated record. Gene Ontology annotation, biological process: positive regulation of type II interferon production; interleukin-18-mediated signaling pathway. The transcript has 10 exons. Bases 1 to 1623 code for a protein of 540 amino acids. Gene Ontology annotation, molecular function: interleukin-18 receptor activity; interleukin-18 binding. NCBI's taxonomy places the organism in Eukaryota, Metazoa, Chordata, Mammalia, Primates, Indriidae.